Molecule: messenger RNA, 2909 nt
Organism: Cinara cedri
Lineage: Eukaryota; Metazoa; Arthropoda; Insecta; Hemiptera; Aphididae
Source: the annotation of a GenBank genome assembly
AUGCCAAAUGGUAUCAAACACUUUUGCAACAUACAGAAAAUAUUUCAGUAUUUUUUGUUUCGAGUGCAGAAGAGGAGAAGGAGGCUAAUGGGCCUGUACGACGAGGGGUUUUCUAGAAACUUGCCACAUUCGAGUACUGUGACGAUGACAAAUAAUUUUCAGGUAGUUGGAAAGUAAGAUGUAGUAAGAGAUGUUCUGGUUGGAGAAACCCUUAGUGGAGUACACUGUCUGAAAGUACACUUCACAACUUAUAUUUUGGUAAAAUAAAAUUUUUCAAAUCCAUAAGCGUCUAUUAUUAAUCAGUUUCCAAAAAAGACUGUUCCGGCUGGUUACUGUGAUGUUUUGCUACUACUUAAAAAAUAUUUUUUUUUGUCCCUUACAUCGUCCAUUAUUGCACAUUUAUUGCCUAUCUAAUCCGCCUUCAAUUUAAUUUUCACGCAUAUUAAGAACCACUGGGCUCUUUUAUCAAACAUUGCUAGUAGAUCAUUCGUUAUUAUUCUAUAUCCGUGAAGGGAAUAGAUAAUCUUAUCAUUCUUAUCUAAUUACCUAUUAAUAAUCAAUAUUAUUAUUGGUUUUAAAAAAAAAUUGAGAUAUUAUAUAUCUUUAUAUUAAAAAUUUAAUAUACAUCAAUAUUACAGAUAUAAAUUUGUAUCUCUGGACUCUGAUAGAUAUUUAAUAUUUAUUUAUUUUGUGGUUUUAUAUUGUGUACUUUGUUGUUCUAUGCAGUACAUUUUAACUUAAAAUUUAUAUUACAUUUUUAGUUUUCACUGAAAUAGUUUUAAAUUGAACAUUAUGAUGUUUAAACGUGAAAUUAUUUUAAAUUUAAAUAAAUAUAUGAUUUUCAAAUUUCAAUCUAGUUUUGUACCAAAACAUGAACCUGUGCAACUAUCAGAUGCAAUUACUCUUGAACAUUUUAUUAAAGAACAUAAAAGAAUUCUAGUAUUAACUGGUAUAGUCCACCAUACCAUUGAAAUUUAAUUGUUGUAAACAAUACACUUGUAUUGUUUAACACAGGUGCUGGUAUUUCAACUGAGAGUGGUAUACCUGAUUACCGUUCUGCUAAUGUUGGGCUGUAUGCAACAAGUAAAAGCCGUCCAGUAAUUUAUCAACAAUUUAUUAGUAAUCCAGAAGUACGCGUACGCUAUUGGGCUAGGAAUUAUAUAGGAUGGCCAAGAUUUUCAUCAAUGUUACCCAAUUAUGCUCAUACAUUUUUAAAAAAAUUGGAGGAUAAAAACAAAAUUGUGCACAUUAUAACACAGAAUGUUGAUAAUUUGCAUACAAAAGCAGGGAGUAAAAAUGUUUUGGAACUGCAUGGAACUGCUUAUGUUGUGCAUUGUUUAAUAUGUGAUUAUUUUAUCAAUAGACAUCAAUUUCAAAAUGUUUUAUCAAAAUUAAAUCCUCAAGUUUUUAUUAGUGAUAUUUACAGUGUCAAGCCAGAUGGAGAUGUUGAGUUAACUCCAGUAAGGAAAAUUGUUUAUUUUAUAAUACUUUGGUUUUGAGUUUCUUACUACACAAAUUGUAUAAAACAUACAAUUUAGAUUAAGAUUAGAGCGUGUUCAACAUAGGUUCUUGUCUUACACCACAUAUAUACUCAAGAUAGACCAUCCUUUUCACGAUUAUUCUCUCAUUCAAAACACCCUAAAAAUACCUCUAUUUUCUUCUCGAUGUCUGGAUUCUAAUUUGGUCUUUAUCACCUCCAAUUUAAAUGGCUCAUUGAAUGUGCCUGAUCUGCUGACCGUGAUUUCUUUUCGCAACCCACCAUAUGGUACUAGAAGCCAUCAAUUAUUUCAUGUUCCCACUCAUUCGACGUCCUAUGAACAUAAUCACUCCCUUCUCAGAUUGCUGCGUAAUGCAAAUAAUUCUAACAUUGAUACUGCCCUAGUUUGAUUUUAAUGUUUCACUUAUCACUUUUCUAUAUUUUAAGUCUGCAUAAUUUAGUUAUAUUUUUAAAUACUCAAAAAUACUUUUUCGUUAUCUAUACUGUUCCUUAUGUAUAUUGUUGUAAGGCUUUAAUUUCCAAAAUAAAUAAAUACUCAUUUUCAAUAUUUUUGAAUUUUUAUUAUUAGUACUAUUAAUAAUUAUAAUUUGACUUAUUGUUAGAUUACGUAUUAAUUAUCACCCAUAUAGAAAUUUUGAUAUAAUUGACAUAUUUAAAAAAAUUAAUUAUAUUUUUACCGGAAUACCAAAGGAGGGUUUCGUGACUAUGUAUGCAAUAUUCUUUAUUAACUUGUAGAAUACAGAUGGCUGAAUAGAUUUUUAUAAUGAGGUGUCGUUAGUUACGUCUGAAUUUCAAAGGUGUCAUAGGCCUAAAUGAUGUCUUAAAAUUAUGAAUAAAAAAUAAUCAUAUAAAUAUAUUAUUUUAUGUAAUUGGGUUUUCUUACCUAUAAAUAAAUAAAUAAAAUAAAAUAAAAUAAAUAUCUCUAGCACCAGUUUAAUACCGGCAUAUUAUUUGUUGCUACACCUUGAAAGUCUAUACCUAUAUUAAUCCUAACAGUAUUUUUGAUUUAUUGAUAAAUCGUUUUUAUCCCUACAGAUGUAUAAAAUAAAAUUAUAAUAAACUAUUAAUGUUUUUUUUAUUACUAUGUAAACAGGAGCAAAUUGGUGGAUUCAAGAUUCCUAAAUGUCCAAAAUGCGAAGGAAACUUAUUAAUACCUCGUAUUGUGUUUUUCGGUGAUAACAUUCCAAAAGAAAGAGUUCAAACAGUAAAUGAUUUUGUGGAAGUUUGUGAUUCACUCUUGGUUAUGGGAUCAUCUUUAUUUGUGUACUCAGGUUAUAGAAUAGUACUGAAUACAAAAUCUGCUAAUAAACCUGUUGCUGUAGUAAAUAUUGGACCAACCAGGGCUGAUGAUUGUGUUGAUAUAAAAAUUGAAGCUAAAUUUGGUGAAAUAUUACCAUUAAUAAAUCUUUAA